Molecule: messenger RNA, 4287 nt
Organism: Trichomonas vaginalis G3
Lineage: Eukaryota; Parabasalia; Trichomonadida; Trichomonadidae
Exons: 1
Coding region: 1-4287 (1428 amino acids)
Source: RefSeq, a predicted model, not a curated record
AUGAGCGAUAGAGGAGUUCACUCUCGCUUCGUUCAUAUCAAAAGUACUAAGUCUAGUGCCAAAAAUCCACCAUUUGAGAUAGGACCAGUCCGAUCAAACAAUUCUUCAACAAAAUCGAGAAGUUCUACAAAAUCAAAGGAAAGAGCCUCGUCAUCUGCCUCUAAAACUUCCGAUAAUACAAAGACAGCGCGUGAAAGGAAGCAGGAAACCGUGAAUAAAAAGUUCGAAAACUAUUUGGAAGAGAAAUCUAAAAAGGAACCAACAAUUUCUCUUUCAAACAGGCCAAAAUGGGGUCAAGCUCCAAAGAAAACAACACAAAGAGAAGAUAGAACAGCUUCUGCUCGUAGAACAACCUCAAAUUCAGUCUCGACAACAAGAAAUACAACUGCUGCUUCAACAAGAAAUUCAUCUGUUAAGCCAACACCAGUAUCAAAUAUCCGUAAUAUUCCAACACUUUCCACAUCAUCAGAAGAUGAAUCUUCGAUGCCAUCUUUCAAUAUUUCCGUUUCUUCACGUUCUGAUGCUUUCUCUGCUAAUAAAUAUACUCCAAGAACAACAACCAAGCUGUACAAUGAAGCAUUAGAUUCCACAGAAGAAUCUGAGCUACAUCAUGAAAUUAAGAACCCAUUCAUCGUUCCUGGCAUUACAACCAAGAAGAAAUCACCAAUUAAAAACAUUUCUUCUGCAAUUGAAACGUCUUCUUCGAUUUCAAUCCCACAACCAUACGAAUCUUCAAUCAACAGAUCUGUAGAAAAACCAAAUAGACAGAUGGAGAUAAAUAAGAAGCUUUUGGAUGAUAUCGAUAACUCAGAUUCAGAUUCGAACGAAUUUCUUAAAUUCCUUAACAAGAAACCGGCAACAUCACCAAAACAAGACACAAUUCCAAAUACAGAAAUGCUUACAAAGCAAAAGAAGCCAUUAAAACUCAAAAUCAGCGAUCCAAGUUAUUAUUUCGCUUCAGAUGCUUUGACAGAUGAAAUUGAGAAGUUAACUAAGCUUGUUAAUGACCUUCAGCACAUUAUUGAGGAAGAAAAGAAUAAGAAUAACGAUGAAAUCUUAUUCAAGCAAAAUAAUGUUUCUCCAAAGAAGUCUAGCCCAGCCGCUAAGCAUUAUACUGCUCCAAUAUUAGACUCCGACUCAUCAGAAGAGGAAGAAGACUCAAAUGAAGAGCCAAUAAUUCCAUUGAAAUCUUCUACAGCUUCCAAGUCAUCACAGAAGAAGGCUUCACCAGCUAAAUCACCAGUUAAACCAGUAUCACCACAGAAGAUGUCAUCAACUGCUUCAGAAAAGAACAAAUCUGGAAAAAGUUCUCCAGAAAAGAAGCAGAGUCCAGCCAAAUCCCAAGAAAUCACGAAACCAACAUAUACCAAUCCGAAAUCCCCAAGUAUCAAGCAUCCAUCAGAUAUUUACAUGGAUGAUUCCGAAGAUUCUUCAUCCGAAGAGGAAGAAGAAGCACCACAACCAAAGAAACCAAUUCAGACAACACCAACGAAGAAGGAUUCCAGCAAGGAUCUCCUUGAAUCCAUCAAAGAACACCUCCAAAGGAACAGUUUCAGUCCACUUUCAGUUAAAAAGGUAGAAGAGGAAGAAGAUACAGAUGACGAUGACUCAAAGAAGGACGAGGAAUCUUCUGAUGAUGUCUCUGAUCCACGCGAACACUUUGCACACAAACAAUUGAGUUUGUCUCCAGAAAAACCAAAGAAUUUUUCAAGCGAAGAAGAUUCAACGGAAGAAGAGUCCGAUGAUGAGUUUUUCGUUGAGGAAAAGGCCCCAGACGUAAAGAUAACACGCUCUCCUCCAAGAUCUCCACCUCAGAAACCAGCUUCUCAGAAGAGUUCUCCACAAAGAAAGCCAAUUCCUUCAAAGAUUUUGGAUUCUGAUGAAAGCGAAGAAGAAGAAGAUAAAAGUGACAAAGGUGAAGUUCCCCGGCCAAUUAUCUCCUCAAAACCAGCCUCUCCUCUUUCCAAGCGAGAACAAAACAGACCAGAGGAAUUAAUGCUCAAACCAAAGUCUCCUGAGAGAAUUAAACCAACAGAAGAUGAUUCCGAUGAAUCUGAUGAAGAGUUUUACAACAACAUCAAGAAAUCUCUUCUCAACAAGCCACAAAACAACAAGAAAGUAGCCGAUUCAGAUGAAAGUGAAGAAGAAGAAGAGGAGAGUACACAAGAUUUCCAUGAAGAAGUUCCAACACCUGUUCUUUCUCCACAAGUUUUACAAAGAAAUCCUUUCUCUGCAAAAGCUCCACAAACAAAGAAGAAAUCCAUCUUUGAUUUCGAAGAAUCAGAAGAUUCUGAUGAAGAACAGAAAGAAUCAGAUGAAAGCAGUGAAGAGCCAAAGAUAGAGAAGCCAAUUCCAAUUCCAUCUCCAAGACAAUCACCUCAGAAACAACAAAUUAAUGAUGACGAAGAUGAUGACACUCCAAGAAUGUUAAGUCCAAAGAGAGGAGUUUUCGGAACAAGUUCAUCAGAAGAUAUAACACUUCCUGAACCUAAACAAGUUCCUUUAUCUUUGUUACACUCAAAAGAUUCAGAUAGUUCUGAUUCCGAUGAAUUACAAAAGCCAAAAGUUUCUUCUCCAUCAAGGUCAUUCAAUACAUCACAAAAAGUGACAUCUCCUAAAUUCACAGCAUCAAAGUAUCAUGAUUCCGAUGAAUCCGAGGAAGAAGAUGAAGAAGAAAAGCCAAAAGUUUCUUCUCCAUCAAGGUCAUUCAAUACAUCACAAAAAGUGACAUCUCCUAAAUUCACAGCAUCAAAGUAUCAUGAUUCCGAUGAAUCCGAGGAAGAAGAUGAAGAAGAAAAGCCAAAUCCUGUUUCAUCAAACUCCUUCAAAGUAUCUCCAAAAAUAACAUCUAAUUAUUAUGAUUCAAUUGAAGAAGAAAAACCAAAAGUUUCUUCUCCAUCAAAGUCAUUCAAUACAUCACAAAAAGUGACAACUUCACCAAAGAUUUCACCAAAGAUAUCUGCAACAACACAGAAGAUCUAUGAUGAAGAUGAAGAUGAAGAGGAUUCAGAUGAUGAAGAAAUCAACAGAAUCAUUUCAACAAAAUUGAAUUAUUCAAAGCAAAAUGAUAAAGAAGAUUCAGAUGACCAAAAUUAUAAGAAGACAACAUCUCCAAAGCCAGUUUCUUCACCAAAAGUCUCACCAAAGUUACAAGAUUCAGAUGAUUCAGAAGAAGAAAAACCAAAAGUUUCUCCAAAGUCAUCGAAUUCUCCACAAAAAGUUUCUCCAUCAAAAACAGUUUUUCCAGAUUACAGAGCUGAAAUGAUGAAGAUUUUAGAGGAAGAAGAUACAGACGAAGACACAGAAGAGGAAGAAGAAAACUACAAACCAUACAAAGCAACACCAAGACCUCCACCACGUCCAGUCAAAAACUUCAUCAUUGAUUCCGAUGAAAGUGAAGAAGAAGAUCAAGAACAAGGAAAUCCAAGUCCACAGAGAUUCCAAAUCAGAACAGAACAAUCCAGUGAUUCCAAUGAAGCUGUCGAAUACUCAGCGCCUCCAAUGAAAGUCAGCGCUGUAAUCAAACACUCGCCAAGAAAAGAAUCAGCUCCGAUGCCUCAACAUAAAAAACAACUUCAGUUCACUUCAUCUGAAAUUCCGAAACCAUCUGGACAGAUGUCACCAAUGAGACAGAACAAACCAGUGUUAAAUGACUCUGAUGAUGAAGAUGACAUCGAUAAGACAAAGAAGAAAUUGCUGGAUUUGAAUUUAGGACUCGAUUCAGAUGAUUCAAAAAUUGAAGAAGAAGAGGAAGAAGAAAAAGCCGAAAACGUUCAAAAAGUGACAUACACAUCAAAGAGAAAUCCAAACUCCAGUUUACCUCGUAAUUAUGGCGACGAGGACAAUGAGUUGCAACCAAUCAAGAAACAAGUAAAUCACAAUACAAACGAUGAAGAAGAAACUUCUGAUGAUGACAUUGAUCAAUACUUAGUUACACCAGCAAAUCAAACUUAUUCGAUGAAGAGUGUUGUACAGAACCUUCCUGAUGACUCUGAUUCGGAAGAAGAAGAGGAGGAAGACGUAGUUGAGGAAAUCAAACCAAAGAUUUCUGUAAAUAUACAUCAAAAGCCUCCUCCAGAGCAGGAUGACGAAGAUGAUGAUAUGGAUAGCGAUCCAAAACCAACUAGAAAGUCUCCGCCAAAGUUGAUUCCGAAAUCUGAAUCUGAUGAAGAAGAUGAGUACGAAAACAAGAAUACGUCAAAGAAAUUGAAUCAAGAUUUCAUUGAGAAAUUGAAGAAGUUUGGAAUCCAAUACAACCUUAGCGAAGAUAGUGAUGAUGAUAUAUAA